GUUGAAAUGUACUACUUUUGGACGAUAGAAUUAUUUUUGGCUCAGAUAAGCAAGAUGCAACAACGUAUUAACUAGAAGUACACCUUUAACAAUCCGAUAAGAAAUCUUUGCAAUAGAUACAUUUACCUAUGCCUAUGUUAUUGUAAUGUACUCGUCGUAUCUGUUAAUUAGGUAUUGAGUUCGUGGAAGAAGAAGAAAUCUUACCUACUGUAUCAUUUUCUGUCCUCAAGAGAGAUCAUUAUUCUUGAUUUUUAGAACAAGGCAUCAAAUUAUCGUUGAGAAAAUGAAUAUUAUCUGUACGAUCUGCCAGUCUUCGGUGGAUGAGAGUUCCAUCAGCACGACGACGUGCGGUCACAUCUUUCAUUACCACUGCAUUCUACAGUGGACCGAUACAUCGAAAACGUGUCCUGAAUGUCGCCAGGAGUUGAAUGAUAGCAAUACGAGUAUUAUCAAAUUAAAUUUACACGUAGACGAAGCAGCGACAGAUUCCAAUAAGAAGAUAAUAACUGAGCUGAAACGAAAACUUGGUGAUCUGCAGAACACCAUUGCAAGUCUAAAAGUGGAAUGUAGUGAAUUGAAGAAAAUUAAGGCCGAGUUAAAAGCUCGUGGACGAGAGCUUUCGAAUACCGCAUCAGAUUUAAGAGAUGAAUUAGCAAUUAAAAGUGUACAACUGCAACAGCUCGAAGAGGGUGCCAAUGAAGCCGAAAUUGCAACCCAGGAAAAUAAAGAAUUGGAGAAAAAUAAUAUAAAAUUGAAAGCUCGUGUCCAAGAGCUUUCGAAUACCGCAAUAGAAUUACGAGGCAUGGAGGAAGACUGUGCUAAUGCAGUUGAAACUGCAAUUCAGGAAAAUGAAAGUUUGAGGGAACGUAAUGUUGAGUUAGAAACUCGUAUACGAGAGCUUUCGAAUACAGCAAAACAUCUAAGAGAUGAAUUGACAAAUAAAAGUGUACUAUUGCGAGAUAUGGAAGAAAAUUGUGCUAAUGCACUCCAAACUGCAACUGAAGCGAAUGAAAAAUUGAGGGAAUGUAAUGUCAAUUUAAAAGCUCGUGCGAGAGAGCUUUCGAAUACAGCAACUCAUUUGCGAGAAGAACUGACUGUGAAAAGUAUACAAUUACGAGAGAUGGAAGAAGACUGUGCAAAUGCAGCUGCAACUGCAAUUCAGAAAAAUGAAGAAUUGAGGACCAACAACACAGAAUUGGGGAAACAGGUACAAUUUCUCUUAGAGACCGAAAUCAGCCUGAAAAAUGAAUUGGAUAUGAAAAAUCGAAUGCUGGAAGAAAGUGAAGAGAACAGUGCCACAGCGAACAUCAUUAACAACGAUUUAAGGAAUAGGAACAUAGAACUAGAAAAUCAAGUGAAGAGGCAUCUAAAAAUGAUAUCAGAUUUACAGACCCGAUUGCAGAUAACUCGAAUUCGAUCACAGUACGGAGAACAAAACGAUGUGGAGGAGAAUUCGUCCUGGGGAGAUUGGCCUGCAGAGGAAGACGAUCAUCGGUUCAGGGAAGAAUCGAGAACAGAGGUUGAUUCGUCUUGGGGUGAUUGGUCUGCAGAGGAAGAGGAGGGUUUGUUCAGGGGAAGUUUAGAAGAUAAUUCGUACGGGGGAGAUUGGCCUGCAGAGGAAGAGGAGGGUUCGUUCAGGGGAAGUUUAGAGGAAGAUUUGUCCUGGGAAGAUUGGCCUGCAGAGGAAGAGGAUGGUUCGUUCAGGGGAAGUUUAGAAGAUGAUUCGUCCCGUGAAGAUUGGCCUGUAGAGGAAGAGGAGCGUUCGUUCAGGGAGGAUUUAGAGGAUGAUUCGUCCUGGGAAGAUUGGCCUGCGGAGGAAGAGGAGGGUUCGUUCAGAGGAAGUUUAGAGAAUGAUUCGUGCUGUGGAGAUUGGCCUGCAGAGGAAGAGGAGAGUUCGUUCAGGGGAGGGUGGAGUGAGGAAGAGGAGGAAUAGUGUUAUGAGAAUCUUAGUAAUUAAUAAUUAGGAUGAGAUAUUAACUGUUUGUUAGAUAUUUUUUCAUGAGCCUCGCAUUCUAAAAAUGUUCCUUUUAUUUCUCGUCGUCGUCUAAAAAUAUAGAGAAUACUCGAGCAAAAUAUUAAUUUUGUUAAAUCUACUCGCUAACUCGAAUUUUCUUUUGUUUUUUCGUUAUCAUUUUCGGUACAAAGUGCUUAUCAUUCUGAAUGAAUGGCCACUGUUUCUAAUAUAUGUAGGUACUUACUUAGUAAUAAUAGGUACGGUAAUACUUAAUUUAAUUAAUUUUGAAUUGAUACCCUAGGAUAGCUUUUACAUAUUUAAAUAUAUAUUAUGAAUUUCAAAAAAAGAA
Molecule: messenger RNA, 2303 nt
Organism: Planococcus citri (citrus mealybug)
Lineage: Eukaryota; Metazoa; Arthropoda; Insecta; Hemiptera; Pseudococcidae
Product: E3 ubiquitin-protein ligase TRAIP-like
Exons: 10
Coding region: 284-1933 (549 amino acids)
Biological process (GO): replication fork processing; protein ubiquitination
Cellular component (GO): site of DNA damage; nucleus
Molecular function (GO): ubiquitin protein ligase activity
Source: RefSeq, a predicted model, not a curated record